Messenger RNA from Penicillium chermesinum, 360 nucleotides. RefSeq names its product dolichol-phosphate mannosyltransferase subunit 3. Gene Ontology annotation, biological process: GPI anchor biosynthetic process. The transcript is spliced from 2 exons. NCBI's taxonomy places the organism in Eukaryota, Fungi, Ascomycota, Eurotiomycetes, Eurotiales, Aspergillaceae. The record is from RefSeq and is a predicted model, not a curated record. Gene Ontology annotation, cellular component: endoplasmic reticulum membrane; dolichol-phosphate-mannose synthase complex. Bases 1 to 360 code for a protein of 119 amino acids.
AUGACGCGCGCUCAGCAGACGCUCUCCGUUCUCCUUCUCGUUUCCUCCCUGUACCUAUCUCUCUAUCUUGGCCUGGUUCCCUUGAACGAGACCAUCCAGACCGAGAUCAUCCCUGUGGUAUGCCGUAAUCCUCCAACACGGACGCAGAACCCCUGCGUCUCUCCAAGCUAUAAUACUGAUAAUGCGAACCACGAGCAGCUUCCGUUCUGGGGAAUCAUUGUCUUCGGAUGCUACCUCCUCGGCCGUCUCGGUAUUGCGAUUUUCACCUUCAACGAUGUGCCCGAAGCCCACGCCGAGCUACAGAAGGAGAUUGAACAAGCCAAGAUCGAGCUGCGCCAGGGCAAGGUUGAUGUUGACUAA